AGGAGCCUGGCUCCGUGGGAAUGGCCCCGCCUGGGAGGAGCGCAGGCCGCAAAGCCCAGCGAAAAAGGCGUGGCCUAGACGAAUCGCAGAGGCGUGAUCCGAACGAGUGGACCUUAGCCUAUGCAUGAAGGGUGUGGCGUGGUUGCUCGUAAAGAAGUGACAAAGGUGGUCAAGACAAGAGGUUCCAGCCGGAGGACAGGACAGUUACCAGAGUGGAGAGGAGGGACGUGGGCACAAGGGAUGGAAGUGGGGUGGGCAGCAUACGCGUGACUGGAUGAUCACAGGGAUGUGAUCAGUGUCGUGGACUGGGCGGAGCGUGGAGGAGUGGCCAUAGAUGGAGAGGCGGGCCGCGGAAUAGCGUCUGCGAGGGCGGGCGACGCGAAACAGGAAGGAGGAGCACGACGUAGGCGGAGCGCCGAGACCAGCCCUGAACGUGGGGGCGCGGCCCGUGCGUGUGGGCGUGGCCUUGCCGCUCAGGGGCGUGACAAAGAUGGUGGAGCAGGAGGGGGCAUGUUAUCGCGCAGGCGCAUGGCUACGGCGGGAGGCCCGAGGCAGUCACUGUUAUGUAGCCAGAGCGGAAAGCAGGUUAUUAGGUUCAUGCACGUUAUUUGGGAACUGAUCAAGAUUUCAAGCCAAACAAUGGUGGCAGUGAACAGCCUGAGAGUUAUUCUUCAAGUGUCUCCAUGCAAAUCGCAAUGGAGAAGGUUCCAGAUUCUAAGGUCCCCGCCAUGCUGCAGCCUCUAUAUCUGCACUUACAAAACCCACAACUGAGCCUGACACCCUUGUGGAAUUUGAGUCGUUUGAUCCUUCCUGUCUGAUGCCCACCUGCCCGGAUUACUGGACCUACUCGGGCUUUCUGACUACCCCGCCCCUCGCCGAGUCCGUCACCUGGAUCAUUAAGAAGCAGCCAGUAGAGGUUGAUCAUGAUCAGUGGCACUGUCAGAACAGGGUGACAUAAUGGUGGAAAAACAUGGAAAUUUGUCUUCUUCCUUACUAUAAUGAGAAGGUUUCUCCUCCACAGAAUCUGGUUAUUAGGUUCCUGCAAGUUAUUUGGGGACUGAUCAAGAUUUCAAGCUAAAGAUGGUGAUGAACAGCCUGAGGGUCAUUCUUCAAGCAGCUCCAUACAAACUGCUGUGGAGAAAGUUCCAGAUUCCGAGGUCCGUGCCAGUAAGGCCCUGCAGCCUUUAUACUUGCACUUACAAAACCCGGAACCGAACCUUGCAUCCACUCUGGGAGAGCGUGGACCUGGCUCCGGCAGGUGAUCGACAGUCGCCCAUCAACAUCCGGUGGAGAGACAGUGUUUAUGAUCCUGGCUUAAAACCGCUCACCAUCUCUUAUGACCCGACCACCUGCCUCCAUGUCUGGAAUAACGGGUACUCUUUCCUUGUGGAAUUUGAAGAUUCUACAGAUAAAUCAGUGAUCGAGGGAGGACCCCUGGAACACAACUACCGAUUGAAGCAGUUUCAUUUUCACUGGGGGGCCAUCGAUGCCUGGGGCUCCGAGCACACCGUGGACAGCAAAUGUUACCCAGCAGAGCUGCACUUGGUGCAUUGGAAUGCAGUCAAAUUUGAAACCUUUGAGGAUGCAGCACUGGAAGAAAAUGGUUUGGCUGUGAUAGGAGUAUUUUUAAAGCUAGGCAAACAUCAUAAAGAGCUACAGAAAUUGGUGAAUACUCUGCCAUCAAUUAAGCACAAGGACACCCUUGUGGAAUUUGAGUCGUUUGAUCCUUCCUGUCUGAUGCCCACCUGCCCGGAUUACUGGACCUACUCGGGCUCUCUGACUACCCCGCCCCUCGCCGAGUCCGUCACCUGGAUCAUUAAGAAGCAGCCAGUAGAGGUUGAUCAUGAUCAGCUUGAGCAAUUUCGGACCCUGCUUUUCACUUCUGAGGGGGAGAAAGAGAAAAGAAUGGUGGACAACUUCCGCCCCCUUCAGCCCCUGAUGAAUCGCACCGUCCGCUCAUCUUUCCGUCACGAUUAUGUGCUGAAUAUACAAACGAAACCCAAGCCUGCAACCAGCCAAGCGAUCCCCUAAAACAUUCAUAUCUAGGCAGUAUUUUGCUUUAAUACAUAUUAGCUUUUUAAAAAAUUUAACUAGACUAUUCUAAAUGCCUGCAUUCAGUAAUAUUUAUAGAUGUGCAUUUCUUGGUAUGGGAGUGCUUCAGCAGUCUUUACAGAGAGCUAUUUUACAAAUAAAUUCUUACUUUGGUUGA
Molecule: messenger RNA, 2209 nt
Organism: Microcebus murinus (gray mouse lemur)
Lineage: Eukaryota; Metazoa; Chordata; Mammalia; Primates; Cheirogaleidae
Source: RefSeq, a predicted model, not a curated record